CCCAGAAAGAAGUCUUAUUCCUGCACAUAAAUGACGGUUCAUCUUUGGAAAGUCUUCAAGUUGUAGCAGAUUCAAGCUUUGAUAGUAGGAAAGCGGCUUCAUGCACAUCCACACUCCAAUCAUCACAUCGAACGACUGUGAGGGUGCGGGGGAGCUUUUCCAAGUUGAACCUUCAAGCAAAAUGAAGAAUCCAGAGGAGAAUUUCUUUAAUGUUCCUGCAUUUUUAACUGUCUCAGGACAACUUCAUCUGGAAGUGAUGUCAGGAGCUUUUACUCAAGUGUUUACCUUUGGUCCGACAUUCCGAGCAGAGAAUUCUCAGAGCCGUCGACACUUGGCAGAGUUUUAUAUGGUAGAAGCUGAGAUUUCUUUUGUUGAGAGCCUUCAAGAUAUCAUGCAGGUCAUGGAGGGGCUUUUCAAGACCGUGACAAUGAUUGUUCUCUCAAAGUGUCCUGAGGAUGUUGAACUGUGUCACAAAUUUAUAGCUCCUGGCCAAAAGGACAGAUUAGAACAUAUGCUUAAAAACAACUUUUUAAUCAUUUCUUACACAGAAGCAGUGGAGAUCUUGAGACGGGCAUCCCAGAAUUUCACCUUCACACCACAGUGGGGUUCCGACCUGCACACGGAACAUGAAAAGUACUUGGUGAAGCACUGUGGUGAUGUGCCAGUCUUUGUUAUCAACUACCCACUCACGCUCAAGCCUUUCUACAUGAGAGACAACGGGGAUGGCCCACCAAGCACGGUUGCUGCUGUUGAUCUUCUGGUCCCUGGUGUAGGCGAGCUCUUUGGAGGAAGCCUCAGAGAGGAGAGGCCUCAAUUCCUAGAGCAGCAACUAACCAGAUUGGGACUGUUGGAAACCUACCAAUGGUAUCUGGACCUUCGUCGAUUUGGAUCCGUGCCACAUGGAGGUUUUGGGAUGGGAUUCGAACGUUAUCUGCAGUGUAUCUUGGGAGUUGACAAUAUCAAAGAUGUUAUCCCUUUUCCAAGGUUCACUCAUUCAUGCCUUUUAUAGCUGCAAGUUUGGUAAAGGAAAUCACUUCAUGCAGAAGUACUCCAUGUGUGUUCAUACAAGAGAAUGACUUUAUUUAGAAACACAGAUGCAGCAUAUUUUGGCAUGUAGCUGUGGUGCCAUAAGAUACACGUGGCAAAAGAGACAUGACUUUCGUGAAAAGGUGAAGUCAUUUCAUGGAAGACAAAUGUUCUC
This is a messenger RNA of Suncus etruscus (white-toothed pygmy shrew), 1201 nucleotides long. RefSeq names its product asparaginyl-tRNA synthetase 2, mitochondrial (gene NARS2). Gene Ontology annotation, biological process: asparaginyl-tRNA aminoacylation. The coding region runs from base 101 to 1009 and encodes 302 amino acids. NCBI's taxonomy places the organism in Eukaryota, Metazoa, Chordata, Mammalia, Eulipotyphla, Soricidae. The record is from RefSeq and is a predicted model, not a curated record. Gene Ontology annotation, molecular function: ATP binding; asparagine-tRNA ligase activity. Gene Ontology annotation, cellular component: mitochondrion. The transcript is spliced from 11 exons.